Messenger RNA from Zootoca vivipara (common lizard), 687 nucleotides. It is a transcript of the gene CABP7, whose product is annotated as calcium binding protein 7. Gene Ontology annotation, molecular function: calcium ion binding. Gene Ontology annotation, cellular component: trans-Golgi network membrane. NCBI's taxonomy places the organism in Eukaryota, Metazoa, Chordata, Lepidosauria, Squamata, Lacertidae. The record is from RefSeq and is a predicted model, not a curated record.
AUGCCUUUCCACCCAGUCACCGCGGCGUUAAUGUACCGGGGCAUUUAUACCAUCCCCAAUAUCCUUGCAACGGAGCAGCAUCCUGUUGACAUACCUGAGGAUGAACUGGAAGAGAUCCGUGAGGCAUUCAAAGUUUUUGACCGGGACGGCAACGGUUUCAUCUCCAAGCAGGAACUGGGCACAGCGAUGAGGUCCCUUGGCUACAUGCCCAAUGAGGUGGAACUGGAAGUCAUCAUCCAGAGACUAGACAUGGAUGGCGAUGGACAAGUGGACUUUGAGGAGUUUGUGACGUUGCUUGGCCCCAAACUUUCCACAUCUGGCAUCCCAGAAAAAUUCCACGGCACUGACUUUGACACUGUGUUUUGGAAGUGCGACAUGCAGAAGCUGACGGUUGACGAGCUGAAGCGGCUGCUGUACGACACUUUCUGCGAGCACCUCUCCAUGAAGGACAUCGAGAACAUCAUUAUGACGGAGGAGGAAAGCCACAUGGGGAAUGCAGAGGAGUGUCCAGUUGAUGUGGAGACCUGCUCAAACCAACAGAUCAGACAGACGUGUGUCCGUAAAAGUCUCAUCUGCGCCUUUGCCAUUGCGUUCAUCAUCAGUGUCAUGUUGAUUGCUGCCAACCAGGUGCUGCGAAGUGGGAUGAAGUAGCCACAGCUGGAUGGAUGGGUGGACGGACGGACGGAU